UGCGCCGCGCGCUGUCAGCUUGUGGCUYGGCCGGCUCAGUCGCGGGACUCGCUAGCAGCGAGCGACUCUGGGGCCCCAGCUCUCCGCGGUCCGGAGGCACCAUGGACGACAGGGAAUUAAUUGAAUACUUCAAAUCUCAGAUGAAAGAAGAUCCUGACAUGGCYUCAGCAGUGGCUGCCAUCCGGACUUUGCUGGAGUUCCUGAAGAGAGAUAAAGGGGAGACAAUCCAGGGCCUGAGAGCAAAUCUCACCAGCGCCAUAGAAACCCUGUGUGGCGUGGACUCCUCUGUGGCAGUGUCCUCUGGUGGGGAGCUCUUCCUUCGUUUCAUCAGCCUUACCUCCCUGGAGUACUCGGAUUACUCUAAAUGUAAAAAGAUCAUGAUUGAGCGAGGAGAGCUUUUUCUCAGGAGAAUAUCCCUGUCRAGAAAUAAAAUUGCUGAUCUAUGCCAUACUUUCAUCAAAGAUGGGGCGAGAAUAUUGACUCACGCCUACUCCAGAGUGGUCCUGAGAGUGCUUGAAGCAGCUGUGGCAGCCAARAAGCGCUUUAGCGUGUACAUUACAGAGUCGCAGCCUGAUCUGGCGGGUAAGAAAAUGGCCAAAGCGCUCUCUCACCUCAACGUCCCAGUCACCGUGGUGCUGGAUGCUGCUGUUGGCUACAUCAUGGAGAAAGUAGACCUCGUCAUAGUCGGCGCUGAAGGAGUCGUUGAAAACGGAGGGAUUAUUAACAAGAUUGGGAGCCACCAGAUGGCCGUGUGUGCCAAGGCACAGAACAAGCCCUUCUAUGUGGUUGCAGAAAGCUUCAAGUUUGUGCGGCUCUUCCCACUAAACCAGCAAGACGUYCCAGAUAAAUUUAAGUACAAGGCAGAUACUCUGAAGUCUGCACAGACUGGACAGGACCUGAGAGAGGAGCACCCAUGGGUGGACUACACCUCCCCUUCGUUAAUCACCCUGCUAUUCACAGACCUGGGCGUGCUCACACCCUCAGCAGUCAGUGACGAACUCAUCAAGCUCUAUCUAUAACCACCGGUCUUCCCGGUGUCCAGUGUACCUGCCUGGGGCAGGGUGGGCAGCCUCUCAACCCCUGUGAGCCAAGCCAAAAGGAAUCAUUCUAUGGAAGACCCGUGGACUGUGGAUUUAAAUUACAUGUCUUGGAGGAUCUUUUUUACUCAUGUGUUCUUGGUUCUGAAACCAAACCUAAAUGAGCACCAAACCUAAAUGAGCAUACAGUUUCUAGAGACCUUCAUUGUCCAGAAAUAGCUACGUUAUUGGCUGCUUCCCUGAGGGAAAACCAAGCCCACCACCCUUUCUCCUGUGCUGCUCCACACUAAUUUGCCAAAAGCAUCUAAGAAAGGCAGGCUGAGAAGCAGUGCCACAGCCAGACCCCUAUGGUAAGGGACAGCAGCUGGCAGGACAUGCACCACAUGUGGAGCUCAUGAGAAAGGCAAGGGACACUUGCUGGCUUGCAUCUGCUCCAUCCCCCCUGGACAGGACCUAGCCAGUAAGUAAAUACUGAAGUUACAUCACAAGGCAGGCAGGAGCAGCAUUUAGCAGGUAUCAUAAAGAUACCUUCCUGCUGGAGUAUUUGUAAACUUAGAUUCUGAAUCUGUAAAAGGUGAAUUUCCUGUGAAUGUGUUUGGUCCUAAACAGCUUUUUAAAAAUAUAUUUGGGAACAAGUUCAGCAUUUUCAAAUAAAUUAUGUGAAAGAUUUU
Messenger RNA from Urocitellus parryii (Arctic ground squirrel), 1708 nucleotides. Lineage: Eukaryota; Metazoa; Chordata; Mammalia; Rodentia; Sciuridae. The record is from RefSeq and is a predicted model, not a curated record.